Opisthorchis viverrini is the source of this 819-nucleotide messenger RNA. RefSeq lists its product as hypothetical. The record is from RefSeq and is a predicted model, not a curated record. Gene Ontology annotation, molecular function: scavenger receptor activity. The transcript is spliced from 5 exons. Lineage: Eukaryota; Metazoa; Platyhelminthes; Trematoda; Opisthorchiida; Opisthorchiidae. The annotation marks the transcript as partial. Gene Ontology annotation, cellular component: cytoplasm; membrane.
UCCAUAAUCGGUCACAUCGGUCGCACGGUGCUUACGGAACAGUCACCUUUUGUCAGCCUCAGUGCGCAUUCUGCCACUUGGGAAACAAAGAUGCCGCGAGGAUUUUCGGACAGGUUGAGGGUGGGAUUUUUCGCUCAGGUAAAUGAGAUUGAAAUGCUCCAUUUUCAAAUCAAAUCAAAUGAAUCUCUCGUUUAUAAUAAUCUACAACUGAAUGUGCUGCACACAGGCCCACUCAUGUUCCAAUUAGCACGAUACUCGAGAUAUCGCAGUAUAUUUUAUGAACCUACGACCGGUUUCGCCAACUUUGGACGGUCGUGGGCUGUCAAAGAGUUUUCAUCAAAAUUUUACCAUGAAAUAUGGGGAGCCGAAGAAGCGGACCGCAUUGACGGAAUUCUUGCAAUGGUCUCUCAUGAGUUGCCGCCUGAAGAUGAGUCACAAAGCAUACUCAAAUUGCAAGUCAACCUUUCGGUCACAAACCAAGAGUUGAUUAAACUGAUGAAUGGUGUCGCGCCCAGUAUAACCAGUGGACGUCUGUUUCCAAAUCUCUUCUCUCAGCUCAUGAAAUUCGUCGCCCCAGAAGCUGCCGAUUUGGACUCGACAAAGCACUGGAACAAUCGGAUGUACUGUCAAGAAGACAAAGCCUGUACACCUCAAGGUAUCUUGGCGAUGCAGCCAUGUAUUGCUAAGCGUGGAGUUACCGUCCCUGUCUACGUGUCAUUUCCCCAUUUCAUGGACGCGGAUCCACGCAUCUCCGCGCGAUUUGAAGGUCUGCCCAAACCCAGUAAAGAAAAACACGGAAUUCAUUUGCUUGUGGAACCC